UGCACACACUUCUCUAAGGCAAAGCCUUUAAAUUUGCUCUUUGUGUGUAUUUUCAGGUAACUGAGCUGAAUGAGCCCCUCUCAAAUGAGGACAGAAACCUGCUGUCUGUAGCCUACAAGAACGUAGUCGGAGCUAGACGAUCUUCCUGGCGCGUCAUCAGCAGCAUAGAGCAGAAGACCAUGGCAGAUGGGAACGAGAAGAAGCUGGAGAAGGUUAAAGCCUAUAGGGAGAAGAUAGAAAAGGAGCUCGAGACAGUCUGCAAUGAUGUUUUGGCUCUCCUAGAUAAAUACUUGAUCAAGAACUGCAAUGACUUCCAGUAUGAGAGCAAGGUCUUUUAUCUGAAAAUGAAAGGGGAUUACUACCGCUAUUUGGCAGAAGUUGCUGCUGGAGAGAAGAAGAACAGUGUGGUGGAAGCCUCAGAAGCUGCCUACAAAGAGGCAUUUGAAAUCAGCAAAGAGCACAUGCAGCCCACUCACCCAAUUAGGCUGGGGCUGGCACUCAAUUUCUCAGUGUUCUACUAUGAAAUCCAGAAUGCUCCCGAGCAGGCCUGCCUUUUAGCCAAACAAGCCUUUGAUGAUGCCAUAGCAGAGCUGGACACACUAAAUGAGGAUUCCUACAAGGACUCCACUCUCAUCAUGCAGUUACUUCGAGAUAACCUCACUCUGUGGACGAGUGAUCAGCAAGAUGAAGAAGCAGGAGAGGGCAAUAAUUAAAAAGCUUUCCUCUGAUCCCUAUUUCAUCCACUUGGCCAUCCCCAUCAUCACCAAUAUUUCCUUGCCACAGUCACACUAAAUAUCUAGUGCUAAGCAUAUCUGUAUUGUACAGCUGUUCAGAUCUGCUGUCCACUUUAUCGAGAAGCAGUUUCAGAUGAGUCUUCAUGGGCAUUGAUGGAUUGAUUGGUUUAUUGGCCCUAUUUAUCUUAGUUGCACUUGAGCAGUGCAGAAAGAGGCAUUUAUAGUUUGCCUCUUGAUUGGAAAAUAUGGGAAGGAGUAAUGGAAAAUGAUUGAGGAGAACUAGAUUCCAGUUAAAUUUUUUCCAUUUGAAAUGAGCUGACAGUUCUGUUAAGCAGUACAUUUUGUGCAUGCAAAGUAAAUUAGCCACCCCAAAUUUUUUUCAGUCAAUGAAAACAGUUAGGCUGAUGUGAAAUGACAACUCUGGUCAUCAGUUUACAAUAAACUGUUUGAAAUGUGAGGUUUCAGUAGCAAUUUGGUUUUUUUGCCUCUAACUUAUGUGCACAGUUUCUUUUAAUGCAGUGCAUUUACCUAAGAGUUUUGAUACUUGUAACCUUUUGCAGUUGUUUUGAAGAAUUUAUUUUUUGUAAACUCUUUGGCUGUUUAGUUGUCUGUGUAUUCUGACAACUCUGUGUCAAUAUUUGCCCAUGUUAAGAUGGAUGACUGAGAUGCCAGACUUCUAAAUUAAAUGUUUUGGAAUUAAGUGAAUCAAAUAAAAUGCUGCUUCAGGGAUGUUAUCUCUA
Acanthisitta chloris (rifleman) is the source of this 1474-nucleotide messenger RNA. RefSeq names its product tyrosine 3-monooxygenase/tryptophan 5-monooxygenase activation protein, eta (gene YWHAH). Gene Ontology annotation, cellular component: cytoplasm. The record is from RefSeq and is a predicted model, not a curated record. NCBI's taxonomy places the organism in Eukaryota, Metazoa, Chordata, Aves, Passeriformes, Acanthisittidae. The coding region runs from base 180 to 713 and encodes 177 amino acids. Gene Ontology annotation, biological process: signal transduction. The transcript has a single exon.